This is a messenger RNA of Sinocyclocheilus anshuiensis, 642 nucleotides long. RefSeq lists its product as uncharacterized. Bases 1 to 642 code for a protein of 213 amino acids. NCBI's taxonomy places the organism in Eukaryota, Metazoa, Chordata, Actinopteri, Cypriniformes, Cyprinidae. The record is from RefSeq and is a predicted model, not a curated record. The transcript has a single exon. Gene Ontology annotation, molecular function: DNA binding. Gene Ontology annotation, biological process: DNA integration; DNA recombination.
AUGCGCAUUAUCCCGCUAUUGACCAAAUGUAUUUCUACCCUCUGCAGAGGUUAUCACUCUAUUCACACCGCCCGCACGCUUGACGCCAUGUUCAUCCUGGCUUUCUUUGAUUUUCUCAGAUGCUCUGAGCUCACUAUCACAUCUAGCUUCAAUCCAAACAUCCACCCCACUAUCUCCGAUCUAGCAGUGCUGGAUGACGAAACCAUCUCUUACUUCAUUAAGCAAAGUAAAACAGACCAGACCAAGAAAGGCCAUUUCAUUUUUAUUUUCAACCUACAAUCACCCAUACUACCAUACCAAGCCCUCCUAGCCUUUGUCCAGCUCAGGAAAUCACAGUCCAAACUCCCAUCCGACCCCCUUUUUACAGAUGACUCCAACCGCCCCGUCACUCGUUUCUGGUUUCAAAAGCACCUUAAAUCCAUUCUACUCCUAUCCGGUACCCCAGCUGAUAAUUUUUCCAGCCAUUCAUUCCGAAUUGGCGCAGCAACCACAGCGGCCCAAAAAGGCCUCUCCCAGCAGCAGAUACAAGCACUCGGUCGCUGGUCGUCAGAAGCUUUCAAGAGCUACAUUCGAUCGGACCGCUCCCACAUCAAGGAAGCCCACCGAACCCUCAUCGGCCGAGGAUCGAAUAUCACUAACUGA